Messenger RNA from Drosophila erecta, 4968 nucleotides. RefSeq names its product protein suppressor of sable (gene su(sable)). Gene Ontology annotation, cellular component: nucleus. The record is from RefSeq and is a predicted model, not a curated record. Bases 510 to 4577 code for a protein of 1355 amino acids. The transcript is spliced from 6 exons. NCBI's taxonomy places the organism in Eukaryota, Metazoa, Arthropoda, Insecta, Diptera, Drosophilidae. Gene Ontology annotation, biological process: negative regulation of DNA-templated transcription. Gene Ontology annotation, molecular function: RNA binding; metal ion binding.
UGUUUGUACGCCAUAAUAGUUCCCAAAUUGUUGUAUGUACUUCACUGCAUAUGCAUGUGUGUGCGUAUGUAUGUAUGUUGCUCAUGGCCAUGUCUUCCCACGCCCGCGUACGUGGGUGCUAGAAAGGGACAGAUGGUGCCAAUUUUUCAAAAAGCAUACACUUGAUUUUGGAACGCCAGCAAAACAAAAAGAUAAAUUGCGUUCCUUUCGUUUGCUGUUCGCACGUAUGUACUUACGUACAUAUGUACAUAUGCAAGUGCAAACUGCGCAGCAGGGCGGCCUCACGAAUGCACGCCUACCAUUUAUUCAACCAAGCAUAUAAACAAAUUCGCACCAAAAACAAAACAAAACUUUCACCUCAAGUGUAACAAUUAUAUUCGAAUUCGCUUUGCAGUCGCUGUAAAAUAUAUGAAUCUUUUCCAAACACUCGUGACUCCAACAAAAAAAAGGACCCUUUUCACCGGCUUAUCAUAAUCUCAUCCUGUGAGAGAUAAGCUGUCAAAUCGACAAUGUCACUCGUUUUGGCAGAUGCACCCAAAUUUGAUUUGGCGGAGGAUUUAGAGGAUGGCGAGAUCGACGACGAUGAGGAGGAGCAGUCGCCUCCAAAGAUCCAAGCCCAAAAGAAGGCUUCCGUAGGGGACGACGAUGUGCAGUUUGAGGGUGUCGAGGCUAAAACACAAAAUGCCGACGAAGAAGUCGUCUAUAUGGUACCAAUCACAGAUUCUGGUGGCCCCCAAAACAGCACCAGCAGCAAGGCAAAGAAGCCCCGACCAUUGGAAGAUGACCAUGCCAGCAGCAUUGAGAUGGCCAUUGCCAAUGCUCUCAAGAAGAAGGGCAUAGAACCUCCAAUGCCCCGCAUGCGGUCGUCUAACCAGGAUGCGGGCGAUGUGUCCUUGGAGGGAUCCGGGGAGGGACUAGCCGGCCUCGCAAACCAUCUUCUGCAGCCAAGUCGCAGCAGCAGACGAAGGAAACGCAAGAAAGAACGCGAGCGCGAGCGCGAGCAGAAGAAAGACCAGGAGCACCAGAAGCGCUCCCGACGUGAAGAGGACGACGUGUCUGGGGUGUCGGGCGGCGUUGAGGACAUGGACGAAUAUGAGAUGAUGAACGUACGUGGCGGCAGUCCGCCCCCAGGAGGAGUGGCACCACCCUUGUCCAGUUGCGGCCAGCGGUUCGGUGGCGCCGACUGGGACAUGGACGAUGGGUCAGUCGCAACCGGGGGAGCCUGUCUUGGAGCGGGCGGCGGAGGGAGUUACGACUCACAGCAGGAUCCGUACAGCAGCUAUGAUUCCUAUUCCGAUGAGGACGCAAAUGGACCCGGCUUAAUGAACCAGCGCCGCCGGACUGGAAGGGAUAGAGAAAAGGAGCACCAGCGUGGCGGGAAUAAUCGCAAGCGAAGGGAUCGCGAUCGCCAUGAAGGCGGCUUAGCUGGGGGCGGGUCCAAGCGUAAUCGCCGCGAUUCCGGCGAAGGAGGAGGCGGCGGUGGACAGGAUAAGAUGGGCGGCAGCAGUCGCGUUGAGCCCCGCAAGCUGGAGCUAUGCAAGUUCUAUCUAAUGGACUGCUGUGCCAAGCGGGACAAAUGCUCGUACAUGCACAAGGAGUUUCCCUGCAAGUACUACUACCUGGGGAUGGAUUGCUAUGCCGGCGAUGAUUGCCUCUUCCACCACGGCGAGCCACUCUCCGAGCAACUCCGCAACAUCCUGCUGAAGCACAUGGAGACGGCUCCGAAGGAGAUCCUUGGUGACUUCAAGCGAAUAUCGAGAGACAUUGCCUUGGUGCAGAUGGCGCGCCGGAACGAACAGUUGUGCGAGCAAUUCAAUCGGGAGAAUACUUGGAGUUCGAUGGGCGGUGGCGGAAUGGGCAGGCGGCAGGACCAGCACAUGCAACAGCAGCAGCAACAGAUGCAGGCGCAGCAGCAGCAGCAGGAGCAACAGCAGACGCAACAGCAGACGCAACAGCAAGCGGCUGCGGAGGGCGGCGGCUGCAUUCCCUCACUUUUGGAUAUGGUCAUCAAUCCGCCGCAUUCAGAAAAGAAGCGCAAGUCCCGCUGGACUGACAAAACGGCAGCAAGGACGGCUGCUGGAGCAGCAGUUUCUUCAGAAGCGGAGUGCACAUCGCCGGAGGCCAAACCACUACCGCCACACUUGGACUUGGCCAACCUCAGUCACGUCUUAAGUGCUGAAAACAUGGCCAAGCUGAACAAGUUGGGCAUUACGAACCUGGAGCAGAUGCUUCAAGUGCCGUUUGGCCAGUUAACCGAGGCUGGCCUAACGCUGGUCGAGAUCGGUGAGAUUCAGCGCAAGGCCGAGGAUGCCAAGCCACAAAGGCAAGCUGAAAUGGAAAGCAGCACUUCCACAACCAAGCGGGAAACGGAGGCCAACAAUAGUAACUCCAACAGCAACGGAUUCAUUAUGGUGGACUACACGCAGUACCUCAAGGAUGCACAUGUCAGCUUUUCCGGCAACGAUCCGCUGGACGACGAUCGGGAUGACGACGAACAACUGGUCAUAGACGAUGGCAACGAUUCCACCGCCGAAGAGGAGCAGCAACCUAAGCAAGCAAAGCCACCGCAAGCCGCUUCCCAGGAUUCCGGCACAGAGGAGGCGCCCUUGCCAUCUGUUUUUGAUUUGCCGAGCUUUAUGAACAACAUGCUGGGUCAGGGAUCCUCAGCAAGGCAACUGCUGCCCGCCAGUGCCACGUCGCCCAACCAGGAGAACCCACAUUUGCCUGGGGGAGAUCCAUUGACACAUAAAUCCGUGCCCACCGGCUCAAGCACCUCUACCAAUGUGCUCAGCCGGAUUCUAUUCGGCGACAAACAAUCUGACCCCGAGGCUAGAGCUGCUUUCUACCGUGACAUCAUACGCAAUCCCUUCAAGGCCCACAGUGGCGAUGGCGAUGUGGACUCCAGCAAUGAGAACUCCAAUUCCAAUUCGCAUUCGCUGACCCCCACUCCCACGCCAGAGCCGGGAUCCCAAUCCCCCAAGCAGGAGGACCAGGAUCAGAAGAUGCCGGAAUUGCCUGGCAUCACAGCAGCGCUGCCGCCGACAACUCCUUCGCUUUAUGUACGUCGUUCCAUGUAUGAUUUCGAUCCCGCCAAAGAGCAGGAGCUUGGGCGACAGAAGCACCUUAUGGAGGAGAAGGAACAGUACCAGCGUGAUACAGACAUGGGACUGCCGUUCGUGGCGAUGAAACACUACUUGCCUGCCACCGAGAUCGACGCGGGGAUCUUCUCGCACUCUCCACUCCGCUGGCAGCUGCAGGAAGUGUCCAUAGAGGACACCAACUACGCUCAGAUUAGGGCCAGCGCCCUGCACAAGGAGCAGCGGGAUCUACGGGAUCCUCGAAUGCGUCGGAUUAUAGGCCUGCCGGAAAUUCCUGACAGUAGUGGACCCUUGGGCUCCACGCCAAUCACGGGCGCCAGCUCGUUAUCGGCUGACAACAGUGGGCGUUGCGCUUCGAGCAUCGCUUCGCCAGACUCUGAGACCACUGUUCGUGAUUCCACGCCCAGUUCGCCGCCACCGUCCUUGGUCAACCUGCCGUCGAUGAGUGUGCCACCGCCGUCGAUGAGGGUGCCCCCUCCGAAUCUGCAGGUAGAAAAACCUGCUAUGCGGGCAGAUCCACGGCGCGAUCCCAGAAGAGCCGCUCUCCAGGCGCAAACGCAAGCUGCGAGUACGGCGAACACCAAACCUUCUGCAGCAACCAAUGCUUCCGGGGGCAGCAAGCAAAUCUCGGAAAUCCGAAGCCUGCUGCAAGAUUCCAACUGGUACAAGAACCUCGGCAGCAACAAUAAGAUCAUGGUGAAUCAGCAGCUCGCCUUGGUGUUUACCGAGCUCAAGAAGUUCCAUCAGCUGCCGAAUGAUGCUCCGAAAAUUUUUGAUGUCAGUUUUAUAGUGAACAACACAACGCUGCAGCAGAUCUUCGCCAAGCUCUUUAUCUUCGUAGAUGACAAUGGUCAGGUGGUGCAGAUUCCCGAGGAGAACAACGGCAAUGGCGGCGGUGUUGGUGGCGGAGCAGAUUCAGGAGUGGGAGGAGGAGGUGGAGGAGGAGGCGGAGGAGGAGGAGGAGGAGGAGGAGGAGGAGUAGUGCUUCCUAAUCUAUCGCAGCCCCCACCAAAUCUGAGCCAAAUGUUAAGGCAACCCCCGCCGAACAUACAAAUGCUACGCAUGUCGGGAAUGAUGAUGCCAAUGGGCAACCUGGGACCCCCUUUCAAUCAGCCACCUCCACGAGGAGGCUUGUUGGGAAUGCCUCCGAAUGGCAAUGGAUUAAACCAGGGCGUGGGAAAUCCGGGAGUACAAGGCCAAUUGGGAAUGAACCAAGGAGGCGGAGGCGGAGGAGGGCCUGUGCCCAAUGGCAAUCCCUUCAACCCAUUUGCUGGGAACAAUGGAGGAGGAGGAGCUGGCGUCAUGAACAACAUGAAUUCCAUGGGGAACAUGGGCAUGGCCUUCAAGAACUUCAACAAUGGCAACAAUAACAACAAUAAUGGCGGCAGAGGCCACUUUCCGGGCGGAGGACCAGGUGGAAACGGCAAUGGGAACAAUCGCAACCAGCGGGGCGGCAACCAGCGGAACCGCAACAUCUAAAAUCCAAUGCAUCGCGACCCCACAACGCAAAAAGACUUCUUUUGCCAAAAUCAUGUUGAUGAUAUGCCCCAUGACCCUUUCUCCCAACCCAUAACACCCCCAGGCCUGAUUGUAAAUUGUAUUUUAUUCUCCCAAAUCCCCAUUAUUGUCACUAUUUUUUUUCGCUAGGUGUAAGGAUAAACCUUAUCUGCUAUACGAGGUACUGAUUAAUCUAGUUAAGAGUAAAUAACAGAGUAAACCGGAGUAAGAACAAACAGUGAAGUAGAAUCGGUAUGUGCAGCCCUUUUUACCAAACUAUUUUAUAUAAUGUAGGAUAAUCUGUUUGAUAGUGCGAGUACUACAUUAAUUAACUAGCCGUACGAACUCAAAAUAAAUGACAUCUUUUAAGUAA